Molecule: messenger RNA, 379 nt
Organism: Paramuricea clavata
Lineage: Eukaryota; Metazoa; Cnidaria; Anthozoa; Malacalcyonacea; Plexauridae
Source: the annotation of a GenBank genome assembly
GGUAUUAACAGAGAAGGGUAAGGGGUAUCGUAAGGACCUAAUGCAAAGGGAACUUACUCGAACCUUUAAACUUUGGCGAAAAGAACUCGAAAAUGCUGAGUCAGCACUUGCAGAUACAUCAGAUAUCUCAAUUUUACAGCAAAGGCGAAAUGCCUUGGAAGCAGGAAUGAGCAGUUUAACCGUAGCUCAUGACAAUUUAGUCAAUCUUUUGAGUACAGCCGAAAUAGACGAAUUUACAAAGCGUCAUGAUGCAUGGUACAAGGAAUACAGAGAAAUAUUUAAGGCGCUUAACAGUAAAAUCUUAGAAAUCCGUAGCGAACGAGACGAACACAGUUCCAUUAUCUCAGGCCGUAGCAAGAGCUCACGCGCCUCCAGCUAG